AUGUCACAAUUUACUUUUACAUCUAAUGAAGGUAUCCACUUUGUAAAAAAUCAUCAAAAGAAUAAUCAAGGCAGAAUUGAUAAAAAUUCUGAUGCUCAUAUUAUUCCUGUGCCUUCAGAUCCUGAAGGUAGUCAAAAAGUUUGUCGAGCACUUCUAAAAACUAUUUGUAUCACUGUCGGUAUUAGUGUAAAGGGCCAUAAUAUUGUCAAUCAUUCUGGUAGAUCUAUGCCUAUUAUAUUCUUAUUUCAAAAAAGAAUUCUUAUAGUUACAACUAUAGUAUUAACUAGGCAUAAAAGUAAAUCAUCAUAUUGCAUUUAUGCUCAUCUAUCUGAAAAACAAAAAAAAGAUAUGCUUUUACUGCUAAUUAACAAUAUUGAAAAGUUGCUACCUUUAAGUAAUUUAAAUAAUUUAAAAACUUCAAAUAACUCAGAAGUUUCAAAUAAAUCAGAAGUCUCAAAUGAAUCAGAAGCCUUAAAUAAAUCAGAAGCCUUAAAUAAAUCGAAGGCCUCAAAUGAUGCAAAAGUUUCAAGAU
Molecule: messenger RNA, 532 nt
Organism: Cetraspora pellucida
Lineage: Eukaryota; Fungi; Glomeromycota; Glomeromycetes; Diversisporales; Gigasporaceae
Source: the annotation of a GenBank genome assembly